UCUUGUCACCCAUUCCAUAACCACACUUACGACCGAGUUGUCGCCCUCCCAAGAGAGCGAUACAUCCCAGCGGCGGCGGUGACGAUGGACGCCUCCACUCAGUUUCAUGACGCAGUCAGUGGCCAAUACACCAUCGCGGGCCCGCAAGCGUCCCAUGGUGGAUCGAACAACUUCCACUUCUAUGGACCCCGUGCACCAUCCGACCCAGCUGAGCGAAAUCCCCCUAAACCCCGCAAGCCGUUCUCAACAGUGCCCUUCCCACCUGAUGCCAACUUUGUCGACCGUCCCGAUAUCCUGAAAUGGAUGCAUGAGAAAUGCGCCAGACCUGCUGCCCGCAUCGCGCUCGUCGGCCUUGGCGGCAUAGGAAAAUCGCAGCUUGCCGUUCAAUAUGCGCAUCAAGUCAGGCAGCGCUCGCCCAACACAUGGGUCUUCUGGGUGCAUGCUAGCACCCGAGGGCGAUUUGAGGAGUCCUAUCAGUCUAUCGCAGACAGGCUCGAGCUACCCAGACGGAGCGAUCCCGAUAUUAAUGUCCUUCGGCUGGUAAGCGAGUGGCUCCGCGUCGAGGAGAACGGGCCAUGGGAGAUGAUCGUCGAUAACGCUGAUGAUGCCGAUGUCUUCUUCUCGAUUGCACAGGGACGACUUGCCUCGUUCUUGACGCAGAGUUGUCACGGAUCCAUCGUCGUUACAUCGCGAAGCAUAGAUGUGGCAGAAAGAUUGGUGGGUGGUCGGAGCAACCUCUUUGUGAUACCGGCAAUGGAAAGAGAUGAGGCAUGCCAGCUACUGCAAAGAAAACUCGGACUUAACCAUGACAAUGGAACCGCAGCUGACUUAGUACGUGUUCUCGACUACAUGCCUCUUGCGAUUACGCAGGCGGCCGCCUUUAUCAACCGCCGGGCACCGCGAAUGUCAACAUCCAAAUACCUGGACGAGUUCCAGAGAAGCGAUAAGAAGAGGGCAAGCCUCCUCAACCGAGAGGCAGGUGACCUCCGUCGGGACGAGUCCGCCUCCAAUUCAAUCGUGGCCACGUGGCAGAUCACUUUCGACCAGAUCCGUCGCGAGAGACCAUCUGCCGCCGACCUGCUCUCCUUCAUGAGCUUCUUCAAUCCGCAAGGAAUCCCCGAAUGGACGCUUCAAGCCUAUGCAUGCGACCAUGGGCCAGACGGCGAGGGUGAUCUUGACGAGGACCUUGACGAGGACCUUGAGACCCUUCGCGGGUACUCAUUGGUGGCGGUGACGGCCGAUAGUGAAUCAUUCGAGAUGCAUGCCUUGGUGCAAUUUUGCACGCGGGUGUGGCUAUCGUCAUUCUGCGAUACACAGAGGUGGGAGCGGAAGUUUCUGAAAGUGAUCCUUCUUGGGUCAGUGCUGCGAUACCAGGGAAAGUACGAAGAGGCAGAGCAGAUGAACCGACGAGCUCUCGAGGGGCAUGAGAAGGUGCUGGGUAGAGAGCAUCCACACACGCUCGGGAGCAUCAGCAAUCUUGGGUUGGUGCUGCAAUACCAAGGAAAGUACGAGGAGGCGGAGCAGAUGCACCGACGAGCUCUCGAGGCGAGGGAGAGAGUGCUCGGGAGAGAGCAUCCAGACACGCUCGCGAGCGUCGGCAAUCUUGGGUUGGUGCUGCAAUACCAGGGAGAGUACGAGGAGGCAGAGCAGAUGAACCGACGAGCUCUCGAGGGGCAUAAGAAGGUGCUGGGUAGAGAGCAUCCAGACACGCUCAUGAGCGUCGGCAAUCUUGGGUUGGUGCUGCAAUACCAAGGAAAGUACGAGGAGGCGGAGCCGAUGCACCGACGAGCUCUCGAGAGCAAUCUUGGGUUAGUGCUGCAAUACCAGGGAAAGUACGAAGAGGCGGAGCCGAUGAAUCGACGAGCUCUCGAGGGGUAUGAGAAGGUGCUCGGGAGAGAGCAUCCACACACGCUCACGAGCGUCAGCAAUCUUGGGUUAGUGCUGCAAUACCAGGGAAAGUACGAAGAGGCGGAGCAGAUGAGCCGACGAGCUGUCGAGGGCUAUGAGAAGGUGCUCGGGAGAGAGCAUCCAGACACGCUCACAAGCGUCAGCAAUCUUGGGUCGGUGCUGCAAUACCAAGGAAAGUAUGAAGAGGCAGAGCCGAUACACCGACGAGCUCUCGAAGCGAGUGAAAAGGUGCUUGGCAGAGACCAUCCGGACACGCUUGCGAGUAUUUACCAUCUCGCUUACCUCCUCCAUAGACAAGCCCGCUUCUCCGACGCUGGUGAGCUUUAUGAGAGGGCCUGUAACGGUUACGUGAAAGCCCUUGGAUCGGAUCAUCCUACUACGAGAGCCUGCAUGGCAAACCGCGAUUCUUUGAGGAAAGACAUGGCGAAUCAAAAUGCGCAAACGCAGUAA
Molecule: messenger RNA, 2358 nt
Organism: Fusarium keratoplasticum
Lineage: Eukaryota; Fungi; Ascomycota; Sordariomycetes; Hypocreales; Nectriaceae
Product: NACHT domain-containing protein
Exons: 4
Coding region: 85-2358 (757 amino acids)
Cellular component (GO): kinesin complex
Molecular function (GO): protein binding; ADP binding
Source: RefSeq, a predicted model, not a curated record